AUAAUUCAACAGUUGAUCCAAUAAAUAGGUUUGUCAUUGAGCCAUGCCAUGGCCAUGUUAGUUGGUACAAACUGGGUUCCUACUGGGUUAAGCAUUUCAACCAGAUGUUGGACUAUACGGCAGCUGAGGUAAAUUCUGACUUCUCUCGGGUUUUGGCCCACAUACCAAUUAUCUCUCAGUUAAAGGUAGACAUACAGUGGUGUGCCUCCCCACUGGGCACAGAUGUCAGUUCAAUGUCUAGUUUUGAUUUACAUUUUGAUUGAGUUGUCAAAUAACAUGAAUUAAAAGUGAAUAAACAACAUUUUGAACCAUGUCAAUAGAUUUAGGUUAAGCAUUGGGUGAAAAAAAUACAACAAUUCCUAUACUGUACGGUUAAUGACUUUUUACUAAUCCAGUCACUUUUCCACAUUGAUUCAAUGUCUUCAGAAGGGAAAACGUUGAUUUUUGUUGUUGAAAUUACAUGGUAACAACCUUGAUUUAAUAAGUUUGUGCCCACUGGUUCUGUAUCUAUGCUGUGCAAUUUAACACCAAAGCAUCAUUCAUUUGAAUCAACCCUAAAUAUGUUGUCUUUGUUUCCAUAACACACACACACACACACACACACACACACACACACAGACUCACUGCAAAUCAGAGAAGUCUGGUGCUCGUCUGGUAGCAGUCCACAAUGCUGAGGACAACAAUGCACUGGAUGAAUUCACUC
This is a messenger RNA of Coregonus sp. 'balchen', 703 nucleotides long. NCBI's taxonomy places the organism in Eukaryota, Metazoa, Chordata, Actinopteri, Salmoniformes, Salmonidae. The record is from the annotation of a GenBank genome assembly.